AUGGGAUUCGGAAAGCCUGUUCCGUUAUCAAUUGAGCAGAUCAAAUCUGAAGUCAUUGAUCGAUUUGUGUUUGCUGCCAAAUUUGCUUUCGAACUGGGAUUCGAUGGAGUACAGCUCCAUGCUGCUCACGGAUAUUUACUUUCUCAGUUUUUGUCACCACUCACUAAUAAACGUACUGAUCAAUAUGGUGGCUCUGCUGAAAAUCGAAUGCGAAUCGUCCAAGAAAUAUUCCAGGCCAUAAGGAAAGAAAUUGACCCUUCGACGGGCUUUCUCGUUGGAAUAAAAACCAAUUCAGUCGAGUUUCAGGAUAAUGGUCUAAAAGUCGACGAUGCAAAAUUGAUGUGUCGAAUGAUGGAGAAAACGAAAGUGUAUGUAACUGGUGGGUUCCGUACCGCACCAGCAAUGGUAAAGGCCGUUACUGACGGAACUACUGAUGGAAUUGGGCUUGGAAGACCAAUCACAGCUGAACCGGAUCUUCCUGCGAAAAUUCUAAGAGGUGAAUGUUUCGCUGCUGCUGAUACGCAACUUGACCAAGAUGACUUUGGUAUCACAUCCACUGCCAGUAAUACGCAAAUGGGACAGAUG
Messenger RNA from Cylicostephanus goldi, 585 nucleotides. The record is from the annotation of a GenBank genome assembly. NCBI's taxonomy places the organism in Eukaryota, Metazoa, Nematoda, Chromadorea, Rhabditida, Strongylidae.